Messenger RNA from Lodderomyces beijingensis, 909 nucleotides. NCBI's taxonomy places the organism in Eukaryota, Fungi, Ascomycota, Pichiomycetes, Serinales, Debaryomycetaceae. The record is from the annotation of a GenBank genome assembly.
AUGUCGGAACGAAAAGCAAUAAACAAAUACUACCCGCCAGACUACGACCCCUCGAAAACCAUCCGCCGCAAGAAAAAACCACCGUCAUCGCAGCCGCAAACCAUCAAGAUCCGCAUGAUGGCACCGUACUCGAUGCGAUGUACACGAUGCAACGAAUACAUAGCGGAACGCAGAUCGUUCAAUGCGCGCAAGGAGGUCACGGAUGAAAGAUACCUCAAUAUCAAAAUCAUCCGGUUCUACAUCACGUGUCCCGGGUGUAAUCAGACUAUUUCGUUCAAGACAAAUCCUGCUGAGGCGGGGUACACGCCUGAAAUGGGGGCGGUGCGGAACUUUGAGCGGAAGGAGGAGGAGAAGAAGAAGAAAAGGGAUAAGGAAACGGAUGAGGAGUUGAUGCGGAGGUUGGAGGGCGAGGCGAGGCAGGAUGAGGCGUUUCGAGAUAUGGUUAAGAAGCGCAAGGUUAAUCCGUUCUGGAACGCGGCGGAUGGCGCGACGGGGGCUGGGGCUGCGGGGGGUGGUGAUGUGGUUGAGAAGUUUGAACGGCGGUUGGUUGAGCUGAAGCGGGAGCGGGAUGUGUUGGAUGAGUUGGAGAGGAUUCAUGGUGUUGUUGAGCAAGUGCGGGAGCGCGGUGGGGAAGAGUUGGUUGAUUUGGUGAGGCGCAAGAUUGAGUUGGAAGAGGAGAUUGAGGCUGGGAGGGAGCAAGCUGGUUUUGAUAGAGAUGGCGAUGGCGAUAAAGUGGAAAGCGAGGAGAAAAAGGUUGAGAAUGAGCAGGUUGGUGGUGACGAUGAUAACGAGAAGGAGAAGCCUGCGGGGGCACCAAAGAUGCCAAAAAUACCUACGAAAAUCACCAUCAAAAAGAAAGUGAAUCUGGCAAUAGCCAACAAAUUCAACUACUCCAGCGAUAGUGAAUAA